Molecule: messenger RNA, 4688 nt
Organism: Sus scrofa (pig)
Lineage: Eukaryota; Metazoa; Chordata; Mammalia; Artiodactyla; Suidae
Gene: TMEM253
Product: transmembrane protein 253
Source: RefSeq, a predicted model, not a curated record
UCCAUGUGCCGCAGGAAGCAGCCCUAGAAAAGGCAAAAAGACAAAAGAAAAAAAAAUUAAUUACUUCAAUAGUGUCCUUCCCAAGGCUGACCAUUUAAGGACCAUCUUCUAUACAUGUCUAGUUGUGGGUUAUCACUGAGUCAAAAACAAUCCCCACUAUAAAUAGAGCUCUCCAUCCACUUAGUCAGUGUCCAAUCCAGAGUAAAUCCUUCAAGAAAGGAAUGAGAGAGGAGAAACUGUCCAGAAAGUGAGAGACAGGAAGCCAGGUCUUGGCACAAAUCUUUAAGAAGUAAUGACAGGACUAAUCCAGAGAGUAAUGUGAGAUUUCUGUAGGGAAUAGCAAAUAAUUUCAGGAGGAAUCUUCCCCUGCAAAAGGAGAAACAUGAGAUGAAAAUAGGGGGAAACUGAGGCCCAGGAUGGUAGUGUUCAUGCAGAUGAGGUGAGUGAUCAGAAGAGGAACCCAGGAUGGGCAGAGAUGGGGACAAUAGGAAACAAGAACAGAAUGAGACAGGGCUGGGUGUCUCGAGGAGAGAACUGAGGCUGGUGCCUGCUAACUGCCACUCCCUGGAUCCUUAGGUCCUCAUAGGGACCUUUGCCCCACCACACCCCAAUCCUGAUAGCCUGUCUCUGCCAGGACAAGUUCGUUGGCUGCUCUGAGCUACCAAGCCCCGCUAGGAGCUCCAGGCUCAGCUGGGACCCAUCCCUUUGGAGCAGCUGCUUCAGACUAGGCUGGGAAGUACCGAGCUCUCGUGGUCAAGGAAGCCAUGGAGGAGAGAGCUGGUCGUCUGGAAAAGCUACAGCACUGGGCGAGGCACAGGCAGAGUGGGCACCUCUUGGUGCUGGCGGUGAGCCAGCUAUGGCUGGCAGUGGCUGUGGUGCCCUUUGCUAUCUCAGUUGCCUGCCUGAACUCUGCUUGUCACAUGGCCACAGCACUGCCACUUGGGCCUGGAGUACUGGGUUUCCUCACUGGGAUUGUUACCCUUGAGCUGCGCAGAGCACCCCGUUUCUGGAAGGUGCGUGCCAUGAUGAUAUUCAACCUCUUCAAUCUGAUCUUGGGCUUCAUCGCGUUGGUGAUUGAGGUGAUGAAGACAGCCUUGAUGUCUGCCCCAAAUAUCCCCUCCCAGCUAGAGGGCUUGCUGGUGCUUGAGCUCAGCGCUGAAGCCUUCACUCUAGGGGGAGUGCUGGUCUCAGCAUACUCCCUGAUCCUGCUGAGCCAGAGGAAGCGAGGAUGCUGCAGGAGCCAGAGUCUGCACUACCAGGAACUGCAAGAGGGUCUCUCAGAGUUGGAGGAAGUUCCUGAUUUGGAGAAUGGUCCCACCGUGACUAGCACAGCAAACAGAACGAAUGAGUGAACUGGCAAGGGGAAGAGUACAGGUGCUGCUCUCCUACCCUACAGAAGCGUUCUCCAGACACUCCUGCACCCCAUCCCCACAGAACUCAAACUAGAUGGAGUCCCUUAAGACUUAAAAAGGAGUUCCCUUGGUGGCUCAGCAGUUAACGAACCCAAUUAGGAUCCACGAGGAUGCAGGUUUGAUCCCUGGCCUUUCUCAGUGGGUUAAGGAUCUGGUGUUGCCAUAAACUGUGAUGUAGGCCCGUAUGUGGCUGGGAUCCCACGUUGCUGUGGCUGUGGCCUAGGACCGCAGCUGUAGCUCCGAUUCUACCCCUAGCCUGGGAACUUACAUAUGCUGCUGGUGCGGCCCUUAAAAAAAAAAAAAAAAAGACCUACAAGACGUUUGGUGGAGUGCCUUCAAUUUUCAGUCAGACCAGGGCCCCAUUCUUUUCCCUUCCCUUCUGGAGACAGCAAUACCCAGACCAAGUCUUCCAUCACCUCACUACCCUAAAAAUCUGCCCGCCUGCAAGAUAUCCUUAAACAGCUAUCAGCUAGACUGAUUUCCUCCCAUCUGUCCUUACCCUCCUUCCAACUUUUCUUUCCUUCCCACUGCCUCCCAGUACAGCUUCACAUUUGCCUCAUCUCACUAUUUCCAAGAUUUCCAACUUUCACAGUCCCAACCACUCCAAACCCGGGUUUCCGUACACGCCUACUCUCUGAAGUCAAUUCACUCGUGCUUUAGUUCUCAGUCAGAGGCGGUUCCUUUCUACUCUAGCGGAGACUACAAGUCCCAGGAUGCCCCGCUGCCCCGUGGCCUGCUGGGAAAUAAAGAGCCUUUCCUCCGCGGUGGGGGCGCUGUGCAUCUGCUGAGUGACGCCAAGCGCUGGAAGUCAGGGCCUAGCCGAGAGUUUCCUCGGACGCGACCACUGGCCCCGUGUGCAGGGAGGAGCCGGGCGGGCUAUUCUGAGAGGGGCCGCCACCACCCCAAUCUCGGUAACUGAGAGUUGACUGUGGGUCCACAGUCCUCCCUCUGACAGCUUCGGAGACGGGCAGGGGCGGAGGGCUGGCCCUCAGCAGAGCUGGGGUUUCCACAGAUGUUGUCGCCGUGCCCCCUCCCACAGUGCCCAGGUUCAAAGUCCUGAGACUUGGAGCGCGCGCGAGAAAGGGGUUGGAGAUGAUGAGUCAGAAGCCCAGGGCCCUUUUCAUCCCCCUCCCCCCGGGCCUAGGCGCCUGAGGAGGACGGGCUGGCCAGACGGGUGGAUGGGGCAGGAAGAGGAGGGACACGGCGACCCGACCUAAGGCUUUCCCGCCUCUUGCGAGCACGCCGGUGUAACGAGCCCGCGUCGCCGCCACCCUUUCUCUCCAAGGCGGGAGCGGGACUGCGCAGGCUCAGCCUCUCAGCAGCCCCGCCGACCUUCGAUCCCGGCUGCUGAGGUGCGGUUGCUGAAGCUCUGGUUGCGCUCAACCCCCACCGUUUAUGACCUUUGCAAAUGUGCAAAGAUGACGAGCUCAGGUGGGCUUGAGAAAAGCCCAGGAAAACUGGGAGCACCCAGUUGUACCAGCCCGACAGCUUACUAGCCGCUAGAGAAACUAGAAGUUGACCAGAGCUGCAUUACUAUGAGAACUCACCCCAAAUUCACAAAGUGCCCAGGAUGGGUGUGCGCCUCACACUCAUUUUUGUUCCCACUUGAGAAGGCUUCUUUCCCUAGAGAAUGCUGCUUCUCCGGGCUUAGCCAAGCCCAAGCACCAGUAAGGAAAGAGCGCAGCCUGGCUGCCUUGCCCUGACAUUGCAGUGGCGCCAGGGGCAGCUCCUUUCUGUUUGUGACACCUUGGGAGUGGUAAUAGUCGCCCUAUGACAAGAUUGUGUGAGUAUUUGUGGGUGGGGACAGUUCUGGGAUUAGGUUCUGAAAUGGAGAAAACAAGAUCUGGGCCUCCCCCUUCGCCGCCUCCUCCCAAUCUAGAAUAAUGGAGAGCUCAUGUGUGAAGGACUCAAAAUAAUUUUCUUAAAACUCAGAAGGUGAUAGUAGAUGAGGAAGCUGAGGGUAAAAAUCAGCAAUUCAUUCCAAAUAGAAGCAGCAGCUUUUAGUGAUAUAAUCAGAUGUCUAGGAGUUGCAUUUUACUUCUUGGAGAAUUCAGUCACCAUGCAGAUGAACCUUAUAUCAGUCAGGUUUGGUGAGAUUAUGAUGUGGUAACAAUGCCAAAAUUUCAGUGCCCUGAAACCUAAAGCCCCAAAGGUUUAGGGAGUCUGGCAGGGUACUCUGAACAUUGUAAGUUACGCAGGUACCCAAGCCCAUGGAGCACUACCAUUUUGAGAUCCUACCAUGACACCAUGAGACUAAUACCCCUCACCACCACCAGCUUGCCCAGUUGUGAAGUAAGCAUGAAGAAUUGUUCAUAGACUUUUAAAUGUUUCUGCCUCAGAGGGAUACAUAUCACUUCUGCUCACACUUCAUUGGCCAAAGCAAGCCAUAUAGCCAUAUCCAACUUCAAGAUGGCCAGAAGGGCAAUCUUUACAUAUGCCUGGAAGGGGAAGGGAAGCAGAAAUACUUCAUUAAAGGAAGAGGAGGUAGCCAUUUGCAGUGAUUUGUUGAACAGCUUAGCAGUUGGUAUUCAUCUGUUCCAGCAGUUAUGCGCAUAUCUACUUUGGUUUUGUUCUUUGGUUUUGUUCCACUAAAUGAAGUUCUCAAUAGAAACUCCCCCCCCCUCCCCCAGGAUAAUGGUAAGACUGGGAGACAGGAAAUUUGAUGUGUAAGUUUGGGCAAGUCAGACCUCUAUGAACUACAUUUUGCUUAAAUGGAGGUUAUAGUAUUUACCCUCAACCUAACUGGAGGACCAAGGCUCAAAUAAAAUUACACAUGAAAAAAAAAAAAAAACUUUAAAACUGUUAAACACUUUGGAGGUUUUUCCGAUAGGGAAGAGGAGUGAAGCAGAUUAGGUAUGAGUUAAUAGGGAGUCAUAGGAACUAUGGAAAACUAGAGGAGCCCACAUUCUAUUUAAAGACUUUAACCCAAUUCUACCCAAUUAUUCCCAUGUGGGACUGGGGGCUUGGUAUUGCCAUUGUUCCAAUUUUCCUAUAAAGGUCAGAAAUUCUGACUUUUUAAAUGUGAAUCAUCUGAUUUUAAAAUGCUGAGGCAGUUCCUUUUGUAUAUGAACCUGACUGAUAUCCAUGAGGAUGUGGGUUCGAUCUCUGGCCUUUUUGUUCAUUGGGUUAAGGAUCCAUCGUUGCCUUGAGCUGUGGUAUAGGUCAAAAAUGCGGCUUGGAUCUCACGUGGCUGUGGUAUAGGUUGGCAGCUGCAGCUCCAAUUGUUGACUCCUAGCCUGGGAACUUGCAUAUGUCGGAGGUGCAGCUCUAAAAAAA